Molecule: messenger RNA, 2693 nt
Organism: Cynoglossus semilaevis (tongue sole)
Lineage: Eukaryota; Metazoa; Chordata; Actinopteri; Pleuronectiformes; Cynoglossidae
Gene: cat
Product: catalase
Exons: 14
Coding region: 96-1667 (523 amino acids)
Biological process (GO): response to hydrogen peroxide; hydrogen peroxide catabolic process
Cellular component (GO): mitochondrion; peroxisome; cytoplasm
Molecular function (GO): heme binding; catalase activity
Source: RefSeq, a predicted model, not a curated record
AGAAAAGUCAAAUCGGGACAAAGCGAUCAUCGGUUACGGUCUUCGUUUUGCAUCGUUUUUGGUCUGUUUUUGUUGAGUUCUAUCAAUUCGUUGAGAUGGCUGACAGCAGAGAUAAAGCCACCGACCAAAUGAAGAUCUGGAAGGAGAGCAGAGGAGCUAUGAGACCAGACACCUUGACAACAGGAGGUGGCCAUCCCAUCGGAGACAAGUUGAAUCUGCAGACCGCGGGGCCGAGGGGACCCCUGCUGGUCCAAGAUGUGAUCUUCACGGACGAGAUGGCCCACUUUGACAGGGAAAGGAUCCCAGAGAGAGUGGUGCAUGCUAAAGGAGCAGGAGCUUUUGGUUACUUUGAGGUGACUCAUGACAUCACUCGCUACUGCAAGGCAAAACUGUUUGAGCAUAUUGGCAAGACUACACCAAUCGCCAUCCGCUUCUCCACCGUGGCUGGAGAGUCGGGAUCAGCUGACACUGUGCGGGAUCCCAGAGGCUUUGCUGUCAAGUUCUACACCGAGGAAGGAAACUGGGAUCUUACUGGCAACAACACCCCGAUUUUCUUCAUCAGAGACGCCAUGCUGUUCCCGUCCUUCAUCCACAGCCAGAAACGAAACCCUCAAACCCACAUGAAAGACCCUGACAUGGUCUGGGACUUCAUGAGUCUGAGGCCUGAGAGCUUGCACCAGGUGUCCUUCCUGUUCAGUGACCGAGGUAUACCUGAUGGCCACCGUCACAUGAACGGCUACGGCUCACACACCUUUAAAUUGGUCAAUGCUAACGGAGAUUGCGUCUACUGCAAGUUUCAUUUCAAGACUGAUCAAGGAAUCAAGAAUCUCUCAGUGAAGGAGGCAGAGAAAUUGGCAUCCACAAAUCCAGACUAUUCCAUUUCAGACCUGUUCAAUGCCAUUUCCAAUGGCAACUUCCCAUCCUGGACCUUUUACAUCCAGGUCAUGACCUUUGAGCAAGCUGAGAGGUUCCAGUUCAACCCCUUUGAUCUGACCAAGGUUUGGCCUCAUAAAGACUACCCUCUGAUUCCUGUGGGCAAAAUAGUUCUCAACAGGAACCCAUCCAACUAUUUUGCAGAGGUGGAGCAGAUGGCCUUUGACCCCAGCAACAUGCCAAGAGGCAUUGAGCCGAGUCCUGACAAGAUGCUGCAGGGUCGUCUGUUCGCCUACCCAGAUACCCAUCGUCACCGACUGGGAGCAAACUACCUGCAGAUCCCCGUCAACUGUCCUUACAGGGCUCGUGUGGCUAAUUACCAACGUGAUGGACCAAUGUGCAUGUUUGACAAUCAGGGUGGUGCUCCAAACUACUACCCUAAUAGCUUCAGUGCUCCAGACUGUCAGCCUCAAUUCGUGGAGACCAAGUUCAGGGUUUCUCAAGAUGUGACUCGUUACAACAGCAAUGAUGACGAUAAUGUCACACAGGUUCGUAACUUCUACACCAAGGUGCUGAGUGAGGAAGAACGGCGCAGGCUGUGUGAGAAUAUGGCCGGGGCUCUGAAGGAUGCCCAGCUCUUCAUCCAGAAACGCAUGGUUGAGAACUUAAAGGCCGUCGAUCCAGAUUAUGGGAACAGGGUCCAGACCCUUCUCAACAAGUACAAUGCUGAGAGUCAGAAGAACUCCGUUCGUGUCUACAGCCGUCCUGCAGCCGCCGAAAUCUCCAAGAUGUGAAGCCCUAAAUCUCAAAUAUGGCUAAUUGCAAUGACAUUAUAUGCACUAACAUAGUUACCAACUGCUACAGCCAGUGAUGAGACCAACAAGAUUCAUAUGUUGAUCUUUUGUUGUCAGUUUAAAGGCUCAGUUUAUUGUAAAAUCAGAAAAGGUAUUUGGGGAUGGAUACUAAAUUCAAAUGGUGUGUAAUUAUUGCUUUAACAGACACCACGACUGUGCCUCAUAUCAGCCAAAUAUUUCCUUUUAAUUGGUGACCUGACCUGAAUGCAUCGUAACCACUGUGAAGUAGAGGUGGUCGUUUCCAGUAAUUGCUUUUUGUGUAUUAUUUACUUCACUAUAAAGAUGACAUUUGCUACUGAAAAUAAUAGGAUGCUUACUUUGGUUGUUUAAUUUCAAAGUUGUUUUGAUGUCUGGGUUUUGUUAGAUUUCCUGGGUGCUUUUGGUAAAUCAAUAUGCUAUAUUCUUUAUCCUUGUUUGAAUUAAAUUUUAGAUGGAUGAUAAAGAAAAACUUAUAUAUAUUCUAUUGAUGAUAACAGCAUGACUUGUUCUAAAGACAUGAGGAUAUUCAUAUGGGUGUGUUCUCACAACAACUACUUUUCUGUGCCUUCAUUUUAUGGUACAUUAUCUACAAUGUACACCUUGUUUAUCUUUUUUAUCUCUCUGGCUUUAGAUGUUAUGCCAGCACAGUGCCUGUGCUAACAUGACAUGAUACAUAUGAUCAUGUAUCAUCCAGUCAACCGACUGUGAGCUUCUCAUCCUAAACCUUUUUUAAAUGAGCAUGCCUUCUUUGAUAAUUGUCCCUCAAAUAUUUGUUCAGUUCAAAGUACUAAAUUCCUUUACAUGAGCUGGAAUAUAUCCAACAGCAUUCAAAAGAAUUAAAGACGGAUGUAUUGUGAAUACCAUUUACACUAUAAAUGACUGUGGUUAAAUUGUAAUAAUACAGACUAUAAAAUGUUUUUUAAACCCUGUUAAAUCUGAAUAAUAAUGCUUUUACUUGCAUUAAUUCAUUAAAUGGUAUCAACAUCU